GUUCUUCAGACAACUUCUCCAGUUACAAAGAGACAUUCUUGGGUCCUACAAACACUUUUUUGUGGUGUACAUUCCUGGGUUGAACAAAACUUUACAAGGUCUAGAACAUUUUUCUUCAGUAGUCCACAUAGAUUGCAUAUUCAAGUUGAGUUGGGCAUAAAGAAAAAUUCAUCUAACAAGAUAGACAUAAAUGAAAUUGCAAACCAACUAGCCACCAUAAAGUUGGCCAACUGUAGAACUUGGUACAAACAUGUACCUUCUAUAAUGAGUAUGAAUUUGAAGAAAAUCCAGAAAUUUUCCUGAAAUGGCGAUGUCAAGAUUUGUCCAAAACUUCUUAAAUGCCUGCAAGAAAAUAAGAAGGCCACUAAAAAGUUUAUCUGCCCUAGAACUUUGUACCCUUUCGCUGUAAUCUGGGAAAACAAGCAGGUUACAACCCAUAAUAUGUUCAUCCAAUGAGAUUGCCCAUGUAGAAUUAGAUUCCAUAAUAAGUUCAUCCAAUCCCCGGGAUCCAAUCAGGUCUUUUGUUUGAGUAGAACACAUUAUAUAUUUAUCCAAUGAGAUCGCCCACGCAGAGUUACAUUCCUUAAUAUGUUCAUCCAACUAGGUUACACCUGUAGAACUGUAUCCCAUUAGGAGUCCAUCCAAUCAGGUCACCAAUAUAGAAUUCCAUCCCAUAAUAUGUUCAACCAAUCAGGUUGCAUGUGUAGAAUUCCAU
This is a messenger RNA of Owenia fusiformis, 715 nucleotides long. The record is from the annotation of a GenBank genome assembly. Lineage: Eukaryota; Metazoa; Annelida; Polychaeta; Sabellida; Oweniidae.